AUGCAUCUCGUCUGCUUGGGUGUGAUGCGGCGCAUGCUCAGAAACUGGGUGAGCAGAGGGCAGGGUCCUAGGACAUGCAGGUUGGGUAGGUUUGAGCGCUGCAAACUCAACGAUCAUUUGCGAGAAUGUGCAAGUGCCUUUCCCAGCUGCUUUCAAAGGAAGCCAAGAGGAACAGAAGAGCUGGACCGCUGGAAGGCAUCAGAAUUUCGUACAUUCCUCCUCUACGUGGGGCCUGUAGUGCUUAAAUCUGUGCUCCCAGCGUCACAGUACAAGCACUUUCUGAUGUUUCAUGUGGCAAUCACUAUACUGGUUUCUCCACAGUACCAUGUGGAGUACAAUCAGUUUGCCCGUGACCUGCUGCGAUACUUUGUCCAGCAAUUCGGCAAACUUUAUGGCACUAAACAGCUUGUGUACAACGUGCACACCCUCAGCCAUCUUGCCGAACAGUGCUUGGUGCAUGGACCCCUCGACGAAUUCAGCGCCUUCCCUUUUGAAAACCAUCUGGGGAAAAUGAAAAAGUUGCUGCGCUCCUCUAACAAGCCACUCUCUCAACUCAGCAGGAGGCUGUCAGAGAUGAGGCAUCUGACUCCGAAGGUGCAGAAGCAAGGGCCACGUGAACUAAAAGCAGGAGACUGUUUUUUACUGGAUGAUGGACCGGCUGUUGUGGUGGAAGUGAAUGACAGCAGUUGUAAAGCUGCAGCCCUACAAAAUCCGAGGGACUUUUACAAAGUUCCACUGCAGUCAUCCUGGCUUCGCAUAUUUAAGUGUGAUGCCUCUAGUGGUGAUGUGAAAACCUGGCGGCUUGAAGACCUUCGUGGCAAAGCACAGUGCCUUAAACUGAGGCGCAAGCGCAACUACAUAGUUUUUCCUUUGUUGCACCUGCAGUGA
Rhipicephalus sanguineus (brown dog tick) is the source of this 888-nucleotide messenger RNA. RefSeq lists its product as uncharacterized. The record is from RefSeq and is a predicted model, not a curated record. Bases 1 to 888 code for a protein of 295 amino acids. Lineage: Eukaryota; Metazoa; Arthropoda; Arachnida; Ixodida; Ixodidae. The transcript has a single exon.